Messenger RNA from Chelonus insularis, 2131 nucleotides. It is a transcript of the gene Bulli, whose product is annotated as regulator of MON1-CCZ1 complex protein bulli. Gene Ontology annotation, biological process: regulation of autophagy. The transcript is spliced from 11 exons. Lineage: Eukaryota; Metazoa; Arthropoda; Insecta; Hymenoptera; Braconidae. Gene Ontology annotation, cellular component: late endosome membrane; Mon1-Ccz1 complex; lysosomal membrane. The record is from RefSeq and is a predicted model, not a curated record. Bases 60 to 2075 code for a protein of 671 amino acids.
AAUCAGCUGAUCCACAUAAACCUCCGAAUUAACGCCAGAACUGUCAGAAAACUAUCAACAUGGAAAAUACAGAAGAAACUAAGUCAGAAUCUACUGAUGAUUUUUUUUUAGAACUGUCAAACAAUCCUAUCCGAUUUGAAUCUCUCAGUUGUGUGACAAAUGUGUUUUUUGAUGACUCCAAACAGCAAGUAUUUGCUGUUAGGUCAGGAGGAGCAACUGGAGUGUAUGGACCAAAUGAAAAUUUCUUCUUCAAAAUGGAAGAUAAAGGCCAAGUUAUAUCUAUUAAAUUUUCACCAGAUAUGAGUGUAUUAGCAAUCCAACGAACACAUACGUCAGUGGAAUUUGUUAAUUAUUCGCCGACCAGUGGCUUGGAUGCCAUUGAAUAUUCUCAGGCUUGUAAAAGUAAAAAUGCGACUAUUCAAGGUUUUGUAUGGACUCACAGUAAUGAAAUCUUAAUAGUUACUGAUCAUGGAGUAGAACUAUUUUCAGUCAAUCCGUCAAAGAGAAGUGUUAAGGCACUGAAAUCCCUUAGCUUAGGUGUUAAUUGGUAUGUUUAUUGUCCUCAAAGUAGUAUGAUUCUGUUAUCAUCUGGUACAAUUGGAAAUCAGAUGCAAGCAUUACAUAUAACUCCAGGAAAUUUACAUAAAAUAACAAAAUUUGAAAUGGAAGCUGGACCAGUAAAGCCUGGUAAAUAUGCGGUAUCUGAAAGAGAUGUAGCUUUAACUGUUCUUUAUGGAAUUCCAUGUAUUAUUGUUUUAAGACAUCAUUACGAAGCUAAAUCACUUAGUGCCUAUGUUUGUAUUUAUACUGUACAUAAAAUGUUGACAAUAAAAAAAAGUCAUAUUUUAAAGUUAGAUAUGCGUGGCCGAUUUGCUAUUAAUGUUGUAGACAAUUUAAUAAUCGUACAUCAUCAAGCAUCCAAAACUUCCAUGAUUUUUGAUAUUAUGUUGGGUGGUGCCAGUGAUGGAACUGUAAUGCAUCAUACAAGUGUAGCUGUGCCAAAGCCAAUUAAGCCAUUCAAUCUUAAAGUUCAAGGUGCAACAUUAUCAGAACAGGUCAUACAGCCCUGUCCACUGUAUUCAGAAAAUUGGGUGGUCUUUCAACCCAACAUCAUUAUCGAUAUUAAAUUGGGAUGUCUAUGGUACAUAGAACUACGAUUAGAAGCUUUAGUGAAACUUUUAACCGACAAAGUUCAAUUGAUAGAAUUUUUAUUACAACGUAAAAAUGCUAAACCAAUUCUUUUACAAGUUCUGCAAACUUCUGUAAGUGAUUUACCUGCUAGUCUUAUUGAUAUGCCAGCAAUAUUCGAUAAAAUUAAUGCAGUAUAUCGAGGUCACCUGGAAAAUGAAAUUCAGAGUCAGAUGGGCACACCUUUAGUGAAUGCACUGAAAAGCGGAACAGAAAAUUCUGAUAAUCUUUCAUACAAAUUAUUAUUAGAACAAAGUGAUAUAUAUACUCACAUACUUUCCAGGUUUUCUUUAGACUCAGUAGAACCGAAAAUGGUCAUUUGGGUUUUACUUGAAUACAUAAGAUCAUUAGUGGAACACGGCAUUCCUGUACAACACUUUAUAUACGAACUGGUGAUUACAACGCUUGUACAACGAAAAGCAUAUUAUCAACUCCAUCAGUUAUUGCAGUAUCAUGUUGUAGCUGACUCAAAGCCAUUAGCAUGUUUACUUUUGUCCCUAGAAAAUUUGUACCCAGCAGCACAUCAACUGGCAUUGGAUAUGCUAAAACGGCUUGGCAAUGCUCAUGAAGAAAUAAUUGAAGUUUUACUCUCAAAAGGACAUAUAUUACCGGCUUUAAGAUACGUGAGGUCAGUAGGGCUGAUGAAUCAAGUGUCGGCACGUAAAUUUUUAGAAGCUGCCAAAGCAAUGAAUGAUUCAACAAUCUUUCAUUCUGUAUAUAAAUUUUUUGAACAACGUAAUGUUCGUCUUCAUAACACAACUGCUUUUACUCGAAGUGAACAUUGCCAGUCUUAUGUGCAACAUUUCGAAUCUUUGUUUCGCGGAAUAGAUAAUUCUGGUAAUGUGAGUAUUAAUUCUAGCAUUUCUACUAAUCCAAUACAAGAUUGAAUUUAUACAAGAUGAUGUAUAUUCAUUAAAAAAUAUACAUGUGCAAUUUCCUUUAA